Molecule: messenger RNA, 597 nt
Organism: Limanda limanda (common dab)
Lineage: Eukaryota; Metazoa; Chordata; Actinopteri; Pleuronectiformes; Pleuronectidae
Gene: clec3a
Product: C-type lectin domain family 3, member A
Exons: 3
Coding region: 1-597 (198 amino acids)
Source: RefSeq, a predicted model, not a curated record
AUGGCACGUCUGGCCCUGCCCGUUUUCCUCCUUCUCUGCUUCUCCCUGCUCCACCUCGGCUCCAGCCGCCCGUCUCGCAGCAGGAAGGCUGUGUCAGCUCGUCAGUCCGGAGCUGCCGAGGAAGAUGAUGUGAAGUCCCAGCUCGAGAGGUUGUGGCUGGAGGUGAACUCACUGAAAGAGAUGCAGGCGUUGCAGACAGUCUGUCUCCGUGGCAUCAAAGCUCACAGGAAAUGUUACCUAACCAUCGAGGAGCCCAAACAUUACCAUGAGGCGAAUGAAAACUGCAUCGCCCAGGGGGGAACCCUUGCAACGCCGAGGGACCUGAUGGAGAACAAUGAACUGUGGGACUAUGCGAAGAGGAGCGCUCCGGGAUCCAAGGACUUCUGGAUCGGCGUGGCAGACAUAGUGAAAGAAGGCCAGUAUGUUGAUGUCAACAGCUUGCCCGUCAGCUUUUUACACUGGGACCGCUCCAAGAAGCAGCCCACAGGAACGAAGAGGGAGAGCUGUGUUGCCCUGUCAGUGGCUGCACAGGGAAAGUGGUACGAUGAGGUGUGUCGCAACCUGAAGAAUUACAUCUGUGAAUAUGUCAUUCCUUAA